CAAUGAGAAGGGGGAGGAGGGUGUGUGUGCAACCGCUAUAAGAGAGAGGACAUCUAGGUGGAGCAUCAUACAGGUGAGCGUUCAUAUUCUCACCCGCUUCAGGAUACUACUUCCAGGAACCAGGAGUCCACCUCGGACUGAAAAAGAUUGUCCUUCAAGUAUGUUGGCAGAAAUGGAGACGAUGGCUUAUGUGACUGACAUCAAGAUGGGUGGAGGCCGCGGGGCUUGGAGCGGAGUGACGCCUUCCUCCUGCCCCGAGGUGGACCUGGAGGUCAUCGAGGAGUACCUGCAGGAGCAUUCGCUGGAGGUUCAGCCAGCACACACACCUGCAUCACCUCUGGCCACCAUGGGGCAACACACACACUCCCACCUGGGCACAAGGAUCAUAGAGAAUAGCUGGUCGGGUCAGCAUCCGUACGAGUGGCACUGUGACUCACACACUCCAAACGAGGAAUACAAAGAGCAAACCCUGCCUCCAGCCUGGAGUAGUACCCAUGGCAACCAGUGGGAACACGUUGCCUAUUCCUAUGAGGCAUCUGCAUACAUUGACUCAGAUUCACAAUCUAGUAGCUCCCAGUACCAGGAAUACCAAGACUCGCCAUCACCAUCGUCUGACAGGGGGGACAGGAAGGACAGAGACCCCUUACCUCUUGUCCCACUGUCAGGAAAGAGGAAGGAGCGGCUGUUCCAGUUCCUGUUCGAGAUGCUUCAGACACCGUCCAUGCGGAGCUGCAUCUGGUGGGUCCAGUCGGCCUCCGGCACCUUUCAGUUCUCCUCCCAGAACAAGGAGAGCCUGGCGCAGCUGUGGGGUCGGCGAAAGGGGAAUCGCAAACCCAUGACCUACCAGAAGAUGGCACGGGCCCUGAGGAACUACUCCCGCACUGGCGAGAUUCACAAAGUGAAAAGGAAGCUCACCUACCGGUUCGAUGAGAAAACGCUGAGAGGUCUGCGAGGAGACUCCAAUACGGUGUAGAAGGCAUAGUGGAGAGGGCAUUUAAGCAUAGAAAUAGAAUAAGCUCAAAGGAUAUCGAGGGAAGUCAUUUUUGAUGUCCCAUGAAUGUCCUUUGUGCUGAUUCUACUUCUGUGGUAUUUUGAAUAACAAAUGAAUACUGAGUAUUUGAAAAGCCACUGUGAGUCAAAGCUUACUGUACAUAGAGAACCAUAUUAGCUAGUAUGAGAGGGGAACCAGAAAUGAUACAAAAAUGCAAACUUCAGGAACAACCAACAUGUGAGAGGUCAGCUGGCAUUUAACAUGUAAACCUAAAAGGUUGUAACAUAAUAUCUACUUCAUAAGUAGACGUUAAAUCAUUGUCAAAAUAAAAGUUGUGACUUUGUGUUUUGUUUUUUUUUAGUUCUAUAUUGCAGCAGAUACAGUAAAAAAUCUUUUUUGGACAAAAUUAGUCUGCAUAAACAUGAUCUGUUUGUGUCAAAAUUAAAAACUAUUUUCAAAAAACUUAACUGUACACAUGUCUGUAGCUGCCUGUCUGUCUGCCUACCUGUCUGUCUCUAUGAACAAAGAGACACUGUGUUGUCCAUAUUAUACCAAUAAACACAGA
Amphiprion ocellaris (clown anemonefish) is the source of this 1556-nucleotide messenger RNA. Its product is annotated as transcription factor Spi-B. Gene Ontology annotation, biological process: regulation of transcription by RNA polymerase II; cell differentiation. Gene Ontology annotation, cellular component: nucleus. Bases 161 to 973 code for a protein of 270 amino acids. Gene Ontology annotation, molecular function: DNA-binding transcription factor activity, RNA polymerase II-specific; sequence-specific DNA binding. The record is from RefSeq and is a predicted model, not a curated record. Lineage: Eukaryota; Metazoa; Chordata; Actinopteri; Pomacentridae. The transcript has 6 exons.